Molecule: messenger RNA, 988 nt
Organism: Marmota flaviventris (yellow-bellied marmot)
Lineage: Eukaryota; Metazoa; Chordata; Mammalia; Rodentia; Sciuridae
Product: malonyl-CoA-acyl carrier protein transacylase, mitochondrial
Molecular function (GO): transferase activity
Source: RefSeq, a predicted model, not a curated record
UGCAGUGGGGCCUCAGUCGCCACGGUAACAGGCGCUGAGCCGGUGUGUCACCAUGCGCGCCCGGGUCGCGCGGGCCGCUUGGGCCUGGGGCUGGAGUGUCUGCUGCCGUCGCGGCGUCUCUAACUUCCCGGUACCUCCGCCGAGCGCGGUGGACGUGGCAGAGCUGCUACGAGGCGCGACGACAGCGGAGGAGCAGCCCUGGGCGGCGGCGGCGCGACGGGCGCCCGGCCAGUGCUCGGUGCUGCUCUUCCCGGGCCAGGGCAGCCAAGUGGUGGGCAUGGGCCGCGGUCUGCUCGGCUACCCGCGCGUCCGCGAGCUCUACGACGCCGCGCAGCGCGUGCUGGGCUACGACCUGCUGGAGCUGAGCCUGCAGGGGCCGCAGGAGGACCUGGACCGCACGGUGCACUGCCAGCCCGCUGUCUUCGUGGCUUCGCUGGCCGCUGUCGAGAAGCUCCAUCACCUGCAGCCCGCGGUUAUUGAAAAUUGUAUUGCUGCUGCUGGAUUCAGUGUAGGAGAAUUUGCAGCCCUAGUGUUUGCUGGAGCCAUGGAAUUUUCUGAAGGUCUGUAUGCAGUGAAGGUUCGAGCUGAGGCCAUGCAGGAAGCUUCAGAAGCUGUUCCCAGUGGGAUGUUAUCUGUCCUCGGCCAGCCUCGGUCCAAGUUCGACUUUGCCUGUCUGGAAGCCCAGAAGCACUGCAAGUCAUUGGGCAUAGAGAGUCCUGUGUGUGAGGUGGCCAACUAUCUCUUUCCUGAUUGCAGGGUGAUUUCAGGACACCUAGAGGCCCUGCGGUUUCUCCAGAAGAAUUCCUCCAGAAGCAGCGCGCAGCGCACCCGCCCUGGAUCCUGGGGGCUACCCCAAGCGCCCAGCUACGCGGCCCUCCGCACCGAGGGGGGCCUGCUCACCCUGCGCUGGGCCAGGGGCCACGGGGAGGCGGCUGGGAGACCCUGGAGGGAGGAGAAAUCCGGAGUUCCAGGUCGGACAGAACAAUGA